AGACACAUUUGUGGUAUCCAAUGGCAGGAAACAGCUCUUGUUUUGAACAUCACUGUUAAAUGUCUGUGGGGUUUCUUCUGGGGAUUCCCAACCCCCUCCAUUUAAGGGUGGGGUGGUAACAGUAAGUUUCUUGUUUCUAGUUCAAUACUAUAAGCUGACACAAUGUAAAUCCAGUAGCCAUGGGAGCAUGCAGACUACUACCGAGGCUGCUGUCAUAUGGAUUUUUUAUAUCCAGUUUUAUCAGCAUGUUGUCCUUUUAUGGAUGGGACAUGUCGCAAAGGCUGAGAGAAAAGAGGAUACAUCAGGAGAACGAGGACAGGAUGAAGUUGAUAAAUGAAAUGUGUCAUCUUGAGAAAAAAACAUUUUUAGAACAAAGUUAUCACAACCUGCUUGUGGAUGACACUCAUGGUCUCAUCUACUGUUAUAUUCCCAAGGUGGCAUGUACCAAUUUGAAGAGAAUCAUGAUUGUACUGAAAAAAGGUGAGCCAUAUGGUAACCCCAAUAAUAUAACUGGAGAUAUCCAUGACAGGCUUCUGCGUCUAGAGCACUUGCCAACAAAGGAGAUCAAGGUGAAGCUGAAGCACUACACCAAGUUCAUGUUUAGCCGGGACCCAUUUAUCCGUCUCAUCUCUGCCUACCGAAACAAAUUUGAGGAAUUAAAUGAGCCCUUCUACAAGGACUAUGGCCGAGACAUUCUGCGUCUCUAUGGCAAACAUCUUAAUCCACCAAAGACAAUGAAGGAGGCACUUGCAUCAGGCAUACGCAUUUCAUUUUACAACUUUAUUCAAUACCUGCUGGACCCACGGACUGAGCAGAGAAAUCCCUUUGAACCCCACUGGAGGCAGAUGCACCGAUUGUGCCACCCCUGCCUCAUACAGUACGAUUUAAUUGGACAUCAGGAGACUAUGCAAGAGGACACUGAACAUCUGCUCAAGAUCUUAAAGCUGCAGGAUGACAUUAAGGUUCCCUCUGCAUAUGUCAAUGUGACUACCAACGAUUCUGUGAUGAAAUGGUUCAAAACAGUGCCUCUAGAGGACAGGAGGAAACUGUAUAAGAUCUAUGAGAAAGACUUUAAGCUCUUUGGCUACAGGAAGCCAGAUGAACUGCUAAAAGGUUGAGAUGUAUCAUCAGAUGGUGCUAGGGCUGAACAAUUUUGAAUAAAUAUCUAAUUGCAAUUCUUUUGACAGGAAUUGCAAUUUCAAUAUGAUUUGUGUUAUCAGAGGAAACAUAUUUAACAUGAUUACUACGCUUUUCCACUACCCAGCUCCAGCACAGCUCAUUACAUUCCAUGUCAUUUAGCAGACGCUUUUAUCCAAAGCGACUUACAAGGGAAUUGAGUACAGCCUGCCAGGGGUGGAGUUGAACUUGUGACCAUGACGUCUCUGCAAACAGGGGUACCGGUCUUAAAUUAUUACGACAAAUAUUUGUUGUAUAUACACACAACUAUACAGGGUGUCAUCAAACAUUUAUUACUGUGGGACUCAUAAUAAUGUGGGCAAUAUAAGCGGACACCCCCCCAUUCUUAGUUCUUCUUAAGUGUGUACUAUAUUCUAAUUUCUUUGUUGUCAUUAUUUUUAUUUAUUUGUUUAUGGACAUUUGUGCACAAGACAAGCUAAUAUUUUCAGUAGGUUAAAAUGUGGAUAUAAUGAGUGAAACGCUCACAGGCACUCUAAGGCAG
This is a messenger RNA of Solea solea (common sole), 1678 nucleotides long. Its product is annotated as carbohydrate sulfotransferase 12-like. Gene Ontology annotation, molecular function: sulfotransferase activity. Bases 180 to 1118 code for a protein of 312 amino acids. Lineage: Eukaryota; Metazoa; Chordata; Actinopteri; Pleuronectiformes; Soleidae. Gene Ontology annotation, biological process: proteoglycan biosynthetic process; carbohydrate biosynthetic process. The transcript is spliced from 5 exons. The record is from RefSeq and is a predicted model, not a curated record. Gene Ontology annotation, cellular component: membrane.